Messenger RNA from Amyelois transitella, 2363 nucleotides. RefSeq names its product tropomyosin. NCBI's taxonomy places the organism in Eukaryota, Metazoa, Arthropoda, Insecta, Lepidoptera, Pyralidae. The transcript has 4 exons. The record is from RefSeq and is a predicted model, not a curated record. Bases 373 to 1746 code for a protein of 457 amino acids.
GGUACUAUUAAUUUUAUCAGUUACGAGCCAAGCGUCUUUGUUCUGGGAAUAAAUGACUAUUUAAAACACGACUGCUCAAAUGAACAAAGCGGAUUGUUCCGAAUGUGCUUGUAUUGUGUGAUUUCCUGUGGCUAUUCUGUAAUUUGUAGUUAGAAGGUACGCUCGCCUUUUCUUUGGUGCAUAUAUACCUAUAAGUAGAUUUUUAAAGAGUAAUGACUCUAUCUUCUUCUACCUCAUCUGUUUUAGGUUCUUGUUAUUUUUGAGUUAUCGUGCGAUAUCGAGAUCGUCGUGUAGUGACUAAAAGACGAUGAAGAUUUCAUGCAUAAUUUGCAGUGAAUUGAUGAAAGCAUCUGACAAUUUAAAUGUGACAAAAUGUGGUCACAUUUUUCAUCACAGCUGUCUCUCAGAUUGGAAAAGAAGUGUCGUCGUGUGCUAUCAGAUAUUUCCAUAUUCCCCCUCUACCCAACUCUGUCAGAUGACAAAACCGAUGUUGAAGAUCUGCAGUCGACCCUGAACGACACGCUACAGCAAGUGGAAAAACUUAAUGCAGCCGUCGAAGAAAAAGACAGACAUAUAACAACAGUAACACAGGAAUUAAAUAAAAAUGAAGAAAUUUUGAAGCAAUAUGCAUCAGAAGUGGACAGUUUAAACUCUGUAGUAGAAAUACUCGAAGAUGAAUUGAAGACAAUGGAAACUAUCAAAGAGAAUUUAGAGACAGAAAAGUCCGUCUCCUUACAAGACACCCACCGACAGAGUGAGGAGAUCAGACUUUUAGAAGAGGAUACACGACACUUAAAGACUGAAAUCAUAAAACUAAACGAACGGGAUCAGAAUUCACAAGAAUUGGCGCUUCAGUUGGAAAAUCAGAUAGCAAGUUUGAACAUAGAUGCACAACGGUCGAAUAUGGAAAUACGAAAUUUGGAAGAAGAGUUGCAACAUUUGCAAGUGGAAACAAAACGUUUGCAAGACGAGAAAGAGGUGUUGACGGAAGAAAUGCGACGUUUGGCGAAAAAGAAAGAAUACGUUCGAAAUGAGAUCCACAAUAUCGAUAUAUUUCCAGGAAUAGAAACACAAGACAUAGAAGAACAUGCUCAUAGUCUGCAGGCAGAGGUGGAAAGCAUGAAUGAAGAUGGACAUAUAAAGGAAGAAGAGGAAUUCUUGACAAAAGAAACGCCAUAUUUAGAGGAUGAAUUUACAAGUUUGGUAGAACCGAAAUACUUGGAAGAAUCUAAAAAAUCAGAACAUUCCAAAGAAGAUUUAGAUACUAUUGAAGAAGACCAAAGUUUAGUGGAGGAGUCACCAUAUUUAAAAGAUGAAUCUAUAACUUCGGUAGAGCUAAAAUACUUGGAAGAGUCUAAAAAGUCAGAAUAUUCAGAUAAAGAUUUACAUACAAUUGAUGAAGACCAAAGCUUAGUGGAUGGGAAUCUGUGUGCGAAAGAUGAAAUGCAAUACAAUGAGAAGCAGGUUUUAAAAGAUGAUUCUUUAAUUGGAGAAAUAUUACAUUCAAAUGAAGGCGAGAAAUGCGUGGAAGACAAGAUGCAACUAAUAGAGGAAGAGGUGAAAGUUUUAAAGGAAGAAACACAAUGCUCUAAAUUAGAAACAGAAUGUUUACUAGAACAGGAACAAAGGGAGAUAGAGGAACAUUGUAUAAAGGUACCAACCAUGGAAGAAGACACACAAGGCUUGGCAGAAGAGAAGCAAGAUGACCAAAAGCAAGUCGAGCAGGAUAUAACAAUGAUUGUGUAAGAAUCGAUUACACCAAAACUGUAUACAAACUAUGGUUCUAUAUAUUAGGAUGAAACUUUAUAAGAUUAUGUUAAUUUGUAAAAGAAACUAAAUUGUUGUAGACUUUUUUUUUUUUAAGAGAAAAUCGUGGUAUUGUCCUUCUGCAAAAUCAGGUGAUGAUAAAAACGUAUUACUAUUUUUAUUUAAGUAUUAAGUUUAAAUUAGUAAGGUACACAAGAAUUAUCACCAAAAAAUAGGUAAUUUUAAGAUUAUAAAAGAGAAGUGGAGUGAUUGAUUGAUUAAGUGCAUUUCAAUUAUUUGAGGUGAGUUUAGUAUGAAACUAUUCGAAUUUUAAGGAAUCUCAAAUUUGUUCUUUUUAAAGUCUACUUAGAUUUUUACUUUUGACAUUAAAUACGAUAUAAGUAGGUUUAGAUUUUCAUAGUUAUUGUUAUUUAAAAAGAAUAACUGAAUUAUUACUAAGUAUUUGAUGUUUUUUUUAAGAAUCUGAUGGAAAAUGUGAGAUCAACAUUUUUGGUCAACGUUAGUUUUAACUUUCAACGCUAACUGCAAAUAAGGAUAUAUGUGAUUUCGUUUAUUUUUGUAAUUUGAAUAUCAAUAUUGGUUUCAAAUAAAUGAUA